CAAAGAGAAAAACAGUACCCCAAAAAAUGACUAGUUUGGGAGGCCUAAUAAUCAUUCUUUCAAGCUUUCUGUGUCUGCUCCUUGUCUUAGCUUUCAUCAAGAUCCUUCACAAACUAUGGUGGACUCCGAUUCGCAUACAGAAGCUGAUGGCUUUGCAGGGGAUCAAAGGUCCUUCUUACAGAUUCAUCCAUGGAAACACCAAAGAAAUCUCCAACAUGAAAAAGGAAGUCAUGGACAGGCCCCAAAUUUUGUCACACGACAUACUUUCUGUAGUUCAACCUCACAUUCACUCGUGGACCAAGAAAUAUGGUAAGAAUUAUCUUCAAUGGCAUGGUUCACAGGCUCAGUUGGUCAUUACAGAACCUGAGUUGUGCAAACAGAUACUGAAUAACAAAGGCAGCGCUUAUCCGAAAAGAGAGCCCCCAAACCUUGUGAAGAAGCUAGUGGGAGAUGGCCUUGUGGCAACAACUAAAGCUGAAAAAUGGGCAAAAUUGCGAAAGCUGGCCACCCAUGCCUUCCAUGGAGAGGGUUUAAAAAGUAUGAUUCCAGAAAUGAUAGCUAGUGCCGAGACGAUGCUAGAAAGGUGGACAUUUUAUGAAGGAAAAGAGAUUGAGGUUUAUGAAGAGUUUAGAUUGUUCACGUCGGAAGUGAUUUCCAGAACAGCAUUUGGCAGCAGCUAUGUAGAAGGACAGAACAUAUUUGAGAUGUUGAUGAAGUUAGGCUUCCUAAUAGCAAAAAAUUUUCUCAAAGUCAGGGUUCCUGGAAUCAGUAAGUUUUUCAAAACCAGUGAUGAGAUUGAAUCGGACAAACUUGAGAAAGGAAUUCAUGCCUCCAUAAUAGAGAUGGCUAAGAAAAGAGAAAAGAAGACAAUGGCUGGAGAAAUGGACAGCUUUGGAAGUGAUUUUCUUGGAUUACUUUUGAAGGCUAAUCAUGAAACCAAUGAGAACCAGGGGAUUUCGGUGGAUGAGUUAACUGAUGAGUGCAAGACGUUUUACUUUGCUGGACAAGAAACCACUAAUACAUUGCUUUCUUGGACUGUCUUUCUCCUGGCACUCCAUACAGAUUGGCAAGAGGAAGCAAGAAAGGAGGUGCUACAAUUAUUUGGCAAACAAACUCCAAAUCUUGAUGGCAUUGGCAAACUGAAAACAAUGAGUAUGAUCAUCAAUGAGGCUCUAAGGUUAUAUCCCCCUGUUGUUUCGGUUAUAAGGAAAGUCGAAAGGGAAGUUAGACUAGGAAAGCUGAUUGUUCCUGGUAAUCUUGAAUUGAUUGUCUCAAUAGUAGCACUUCACCAUGAUCCUCAAAUCUGGGGACAAGAUGUGCAACUUUUCAAACCAGAGAGAUUCUCGGAAGGGGUUGCCAAAGCAACCAACAAUCAUGUAGGCGCAUUCAUACCCUUUGGACUGGGACCUCGAACUUGUGUGGGCUUGAACUUUGGGACCACUGAAGCGAAGAUUGCUUUGUCGAUGAUUCUACAACGCUACGCCUUCACCCUUUCCCCGGGUUAUGUCCACUUGCCCUUACGUUAUCUUACAGUCCGGCCACAACAUGGAGUGCAGGUAAUGCUGCAGUCACUUUGAACUGCCACAACAUGGAGUGCAGGCAAGGUUGCCUUGUACUUUCAACUUGACAAAGCAAUUGUUCUCUUUAGUUUGGCAGCAUUUUGGAUAGUCCAAAGUUUUCCUGUUUGUUUUUGUUUGUUAGUAGAAUGAAAUCUUAUUCUUACUUUUUGAUAAUAAACAUUUUCAGUUUGAAUGCAUCAUCCAUAUAUAGUAAAAGGAAUUUAAAUAAAUAAUG
Messenger RNA from Prunus mume (Japanese apricot), 1794 nucleotides. Its product is annotated as cytochrome P450 CYP749A22-like. Gene Ontology annotation, molecular function: monooxygenase activity; iron ion binding; oxidoreductase activity, acting on paired donors, with incorporation or reduction of molecular oxygen. NCBI's taxonomy places the organism in Eukaryota, Viridiplantae, Streptophyta, Magnoliopsida, Rosales, Rosaceae. The record is from RefSeq and is a predicted model, not a curated record.